GCCUCCUUUUCGUCCUAAACCCGAGAGUAACAAAAUCCUUAUCCCAAGCUUAGCCCCGGUCUCCUCGGUUUCUCCUCCUCCCCGAACCCUCGCUUCGUCACUCUCUCCCUCUCACUCCGGCGCGCUCUCAGCUGAAUCUCGCCGCAGGACCAUGGCGUCGGUGCAUCUAUGCGGCCCCAAGGUGGCGUCCGCGGCGAUGGCGAAGCCAGCGUUGGCGGACGGGCUCCGUGUCCCCCCUUCGUCGUCGGCGCGUCCCGUGCCGACGGGGCGGAGGUUCCGGGGCCUCGUCGUCAGGGCCGCCACGGUCGUGUCCCCCAAGUAUACUUCUGUGAAACCAUUGGGAGAUAGGGUACUAGUGAAGACCAAGACUACUGAGGAUAAAACUGCUGGAGGGAUAUUGCUUCCAACAACAGCUCAGUCAAGACCACAAGCAGGGGAGGUUGUUGCAGUUGGAGAGGGGAGAAGCUUAGGCAGCAACAUCGUCGAGAUCAGUGUUCCGGUUGGUGCCAAAGUUAUUUACUCUAAAUACGCUGGUACCGAGUUGGAAUUCAAUGAUACCACCCACCUCAUUAUGAAAGAAGAUGACAUCAUUGGUAUUCUUGACACUGAUGACGUGAAAGAUCUGAAGCCACUGAGUGACCGUAUUCUCAUUAAGGUUGCAGAGUCUGAAGAGGAAACUGCUGGCGGUUUGCUAUUGACACAGGCGUCGAAAGAGAAGCCUUCUGUUGGAACAGUGGUCGCUGUUGGCCCUGGGGGUUUGGGCGAUGAUGGCAGCAGGACGCCCUUGUCAAUCACUCCUGGGAGCAGCGUGCUGUACUCCAAGUAUGCGGGAAGCGAGUUCAAGGGUUCGGAAGGCGAGUACAUCGUUCUCAGGUCAUCCGACGUGAUAGCUGUGCUGUCAUCGUAAGGAAAGCCUGUUCUGCUCAUGUGAACUAGGAAUUUUGAUAUUUAGUCCAAAACCUUGUUUGGUUAUUUCUCUUGCUUUGGAUUGGCGAAUUGCUUCUUUGCUCUAUCCUGUCAUGGUGGAAAUGAGUUUUUAAUAAUAAGAUGACGGCUUAUAUUUCAGAAA
This is a messenger RNA of Triticum dicoccoides, 1069 nucleotides long. RefSeq names its product 20 kDa chaperonin, chloroplastic-like. The record is from RefSeq and is a predicted model, not a curated record. Gene Ontology annotation, biological process: positive regulation of superoxide dismutase activity. Lineage: Eukaryota; Viridiplantae; Streptophyta; Magnoliopsida; Poales; Poaceae. The coding region runs from base 152 to 907 and encodes 251 amino acids. The transcript has 6 exons. Gene Ontology annotation, molecular function: protein-folding chaperone binding; protein folding chaperone; ATP binding. Gene Ontology annotation, cellular component: mitochondrion; chloroplast.